ACAUCAGGCAUCCGGAAGAGCUCUCCCUUUUGAGGAAACCCAGAGAUCCAUCCAAGAAAAAAAAGAAGAAGUUGGAUGAUCAAUGUGAAGACGACGCCUUCGAGCUGGAGGGUCCACUGAUCACGCCGGGGUCCGGAAAUAUAUACUCGAGCCCAGGACUGUAUAGCAAAACCAUGACGCCCACCUACGACGCUCACGACGGCAGUCCCCUGUCACCCACCUCAGCCUGGUUCGGCGACAGCGCCUUGUCGGAGGGGAACCCGGGCAUCCUGGCCGUCAGCCAGCCCGUCACCUCCCCAGAGUCCUUAGCAAAAAUGUACAAGCCGCAGGCGCUGCUGGAUAAAGCCAAAAUCAACCAAGGAUGGCUGGAUUCCUCCCGGUCACUUAUGGAGCAGGAGGUGAAAGAAAACGAGGCUUUGCUGCUCCGGUUCAAGUACUACAGCUUUUUUGACCUGAAUCCAAAGUACGACGCGAUCAGGAUCAACCAGCUGUACGAGCAGUCCAAAUGGGCCAUUCUGCUGGAGGAGAUCGAGUGCACGGAGGAAGAAAUGAUGAUGUUUGCGGCGCUGCAGUACCACAUCAAUAAACUGUCCAUCAUGUCCUCGGAAAACCACCUGAACAACAGCGACAAGGAGGUGGAUGAAGUGGAUGCUGCACUCUCGGAUCUGGAAAUUACUUUGGAGGGCGGCAAAACGUCGACGAUCCUGGGUGACAUCACUUCCAUCCCGGAGCUCGCCGACUACAUUAAAGUCUUCAAGCCCAAGAAGCUGACGUUGAAAGGCUACAAGCCGUACUGGUGCACCUUCAAAGAUACCUCUAUCUCCUGCUAUAAAAGCAAAGAGGAAUCCAACGGGACUCCUGCACACCAGAUGAACCUGAGAGGAUGUGAAGUUACCCCUGAUGUGAACAUCUCUGGACAGAAGUUUAACAUCAAACUUCUGAUUCCCGUGGCGGAGGGAAUGAAUGAGAUCUGGCUUCGCUGCGAUAACGAGACGCAGUACGCCAGCUGGAUGGCCGCCUGCCGCCUGGCCUCCAAGGGCAAGACGAUGGCCGACAGCUCCUACGGCAUGGAAGUGCAGAACAUCCUCUCCUUCCUGAAAAUGCAGCAUUUGAACCCAGACCCGCAGCUAAUCCCGGAACAAAUCAACACCGACAUUAAUCCCGAGUGUCUGGUUUCUCCUCGCUACCUGAAAAAGUACAAGAACAAGCAGCCAGGCUAUGUAAGAGACUUGAUCACGGCACGCAUCCUGGAAGCCCACCAGAACGUUGCUCAGAUGAGUCUCAUCGAGGCGAAGAUGCGGUUUAUCCAAGCCUGGCAGUCGCUGCCGGAGUUCGGCAUCACGCAUUUCAUCGCAAG
This is a messenger RNA of Tauraco erythrolophus (red-crested turaco), 1357 nucleotides long. NCBI's taxonomy places the organism in Eukaryota, Metazoa, Chordata, Aves, Musophagiformes, Musophagidae. The record is from RefSeq and is a predicted model, not a curated record.